Molecule: messenger RNA, 914 nt
Organism: Symbiodinium sp. CCMP2592
Lineage: Eukaryota; Dinophyceae; Suessiales; Symbiodiniaceae
Source: the annotation of a GenBank genome assembly
GAGCCCAAAGUCUGGAUGCUCUUUCGGCGACGGCGCGGCUCACCGGGGAGCACCAGUUUGAAGUGAAGGAAGUCGCAGACAACUGUCCCCUCAUCUUCCGUGGAAUAUGGGUUCCAAACAGGAUCGAUGAGCAUGCAGCAGCCUACACGUGGUCCUUUAAUUCGUUCUCCCGCAGUAUGGAGGGUGUACUGUGGGUGCUGGAUUUCUAUGCCGUGGAGAACACCGGCAACCAAAGUGUUGCUUCCCUGGCCUGGCAAGAGUCACAUGUCUUGAUCUAUGUCGCACGAUUCAAUGCCGCCAGCAGCAUGUGGGCCUUCCCGGUUCAGUUUUUCAAUUCGGGAAUGGCCGCGGAUGUUGAGAAGGAGGUUGUCCUACCGCCGUUUGUUCACUAUGACUUCGAGCUUCUCCACGGAAGUCUCUACGAAGUUCGCAGCACCAUGUCCACAGCAAUGAAGACUGCUGCUCUCAAGGGGAUCGAACGCAUGUGGGGCAUAUCGCUGCUGGAGCAUGCGCCACAGCUCCUGCAGCUCCUGGAAGGUAAAGGCACAUCAGCCUUCCCCGGCUUGAACCGCAACCUGAGAGUGACUGUGCGCUUCAUCAAGCAGAUCGAGCUUUGCAAGCCGCUGCACGACAUCAUGACAAAGGCCAGUGGGCCGCCGGAGAAUCUUCUUCUGGCGUUCCCGCCGAAGGAUCCGGCGGACGCACAGAAGGAGAUCGUGACGGUGUUCGGUGCCGGGGUGCCCGAUGUGAACCAGCUCAUCAACCCUGGGGACGUGAGACCGGUGGGCACCUUCGUUCCAGGCCAGCGAGCUGCAGAAGGACAUACCUUCGAAUGGGAAAGGUCCUACUUGGCAUCGCCAUCGCGGCAUCUCUCGGAUGAGUUUGCGCAGCGUGCUCCGGAUGCCCCAAAUUGA